GUGAUCCCCGCAAUCGAAGAUUCUGAGCGGGUCAUCCAAGUCAAAGAGAACAACACUCUGAACAUUGAUUGCAUCGCUAGUGGUAUUCCUACUCCUCAGAUUAGCUGGAAAAAAGAUGGACAACCUCUAGAUGAGAAUUUAGAGGUACAAGGAAGUCGCUUGCUGGUUCCUCAAGCGACUGCUUCCGAUGCCGGUAGAUACACUUGCACUGCUCGCAACGAAGCCGGUCAUGCCUCGGCCGAUUUUGCAGUCGACGUUUUUAGCCGGCCAAGGUUCAAAGAUAUAAAGAAGGAAGUUCAGGUAAUUGAUGGAGAUCAAGCCCGUCUUGAGUGUAAAGUUGAAGGACAUCCGACACCAACUGUUAGGUAAAA
Molecule: messenger RNA, 371 nt
Organism: Cylicostephanus goldi
Lineage: Eukaryota; Metazoa; Nematoda; Chromadorea; Rhabditida; Strongylidae
Source: the annotation of a GenBank genome assembly